This is a messenger RNA of Malus domestica (apple), 1955 nucleotides long. RefSeq lists its product as uncharacterized. Gene Ontology annotation, molecular function: phosphatidylinositol binding; metal ion binding. The record is from RefSeq and is a predicted model, not a curated record. Gene Ontology annotation, biological process: regulation of ruffle assembly. Lineage: Eukaryota; Viridiplantae; Streptophyta; Magnoliopsida; Rosales; Rosaceae. Gene Ontology annotation, cellular component: ruffle membrane.
UGCACACGACGGGAUGUUUGUUAUUGUGAUCAAACGGACGCCAAAGUCUUUCCGUACAUCUCAAGAACUCCGCUGUCGUUUUUACUAUUUUCGUCUUCUCUUCUUCGUUGAUCGCGAAACCCUAAAAUAUUAAAUCCCCAAUCGAAGCAGCUUUCUUUCUCAGUUUUGUUCAAUUAACCGCUCGAAUUGAUCAUCAGCUUGAAACUUGUGCAGGGACUUGAGGAAUUGUAUGGAGAUAUUUGAGGGGACAGUUCCUCGUUCGUCCCUUCCGAAGAUAGACAAACACCAACCCCAAUUCCGUUAUGAUGACGAGUAUGAUGGGUCUGAUUGGCCGGAGCCAGAACACUGCGGGAAAGUUAGUUACCCGGCAGUAGCAUCCAAGCCCGAGAUGCAUGACUAUUCGUACCAGUUUCCCCUGGAAUCCAAAGAUUUUGUUGAUGGCAGUGGGUAUGAUUCGAGCGAAGAGCCUUGUGAUUUACCUCAGAAUAAUAUGCAACCUGAGGUUAAUUUGAAGAAUGUGCUGACUGGGGUAUUUUCCAUUCUGACUGGCCGGAACAAAGCGCCUGGUCUUCCAUCAGACAAGCAGCUACCCAAUUCGAAUGUUUCGUUUUUGGGCUCAGAAAAGAAUGGUGAUACCUACGUGCACUCGUCGGUUUACAUACCCAGUGCCCCACCCCUUCUUGAGCCAACAGCCUUUAAUUACAAUGCGUACAAAGAUGUUUUGGAAGCUGAGCCCCCUGAGUGGCUUCCUGAUAGUUCGACUACAGUUUGCAUGCAGUGCACUUUGACUUUCACUGCACUUGCUCGUGGGAGGCAUCAUUGUCGGUUCUGUGGAGGCAUUUUCUGCAGAACAUGUAGUAAAGGAAGGUGCUUGUUGCCUGUCAAGUUUAGGGAGAGGAAUCCUCAGAGGGUCUGUGAUGCCUGCUAUGAUAGGCUAGAUCCUUUACAGAGUGUUCUAAUUAACAGCAUUAGCAAUGCUGCGCAAGCGGCAAAGCACGAUGUCAUGGAUUGGACUUGUACAAGAGGAUGGUUAAAUCUUCCAGUUGGGUUUUCCAUGGAACAAGAGAUAUACAAAGCAUCCAACACAUUGAGAAGUUAUUCCCAGGUUGCUAGGUUGAAUCCUGAGAGGUCCAUACCUGCAGCAGUUCUCGGAGGAGCCAAAGGUCUGGCAAUCUUAACGGUUGCAAAAGCUGGUGCGCUUCUCUCAUACAAACUCGGUACUGGUUUGGUAAUUGCUCGAAGGUCAGAUGGAUCAUGGUCUGCUCCAUCAUCCAUAUUUUCUGUUGGCUUAGGAUGGGGUGCACAGAUUGGGGGUGAGCUCAUGGACUUCAUAAUCGUGCUUCAUGAUUUAAAAGCUGUGAAAACAUUUUGUAGUCGCAUGCAUUUUUCUCUUGGUGCUGGGUGUAGUGCUGCAGCAGGACCUAUUGGUAGAGUGCUGGAAGCAGACAUGCGUGCUGGAGACAGAGGUUCUGGAGUGUGCUAUACAUACAGUUGUAGCAAAGGUGCAUUUGUUGGAGUAUCAUUGGAAGGGAACAUUGUGGCCACUAGGAUGGAUACCAAUCUACAGUUUUAUGGUGACCCUUACUUGACGACUUCUGAUAUACUACUCGGACCUGUGGACAGACCAAAAGCGGCUGAGCCCCUGUAUACGGCCCUGAAAAACCUGUACUCCUGUCUACAGUGCUAGUUCCGGCUGCAUCUCCGAAGUCUACGUGUUUAAGCUUUCUGUGCAGAACGCGAUCGAUGGGGUUCGUGAUUCUUUUCUUAAUAUUUCACCUUUGGUAUGAAACUGUACAUUAAAGUUAAUAGAAUGAAGAUUCAUGCCCGACAGUUAUUAUUAUUAUUUUUUUUACCCCAAUUGUGAAAUCACUUGGAACUCCUCUUGUAUAUAAGCAACCCAUAUAUGUAUACAUAUCAAAUUAUUUGACAAUGCAGCGCUGCACCGUAUUACUCGC